UUUGGGAAAUGACCGUUUGAUCUGAAUUUUCCCUGAUUUCCAGCUCCUCCUCCCCUUUUCCCUCCUCCUCCUGUCCCUUCAUUCUCUCUGGCACUGCAGGCCCGUGACUGUGUGGUCAGGCUUCCCCAUAAGCCUGGCUGAGAUCCUCUCCCACACUGAGCCUUUGACCCAAACAGUGGUCACCAAAUGAACAUCUGCUUUUAGCCUGGGCAGGUGGGACUUGGCUCAGGCAUCCUGCUACAACUUGGGAUGGGAAAGAAGCUCUAGGCAUCUUGUAGAAGAAAAAAAGGAGAUUUCCUGAUUGGCAGUGAGGCAAAGAGAUAGAGCCAAGCUGAAGAAGAGAAGGGCUCCUGGAUCAGGACAGAAAGAACCCAGAAUUCCUUCCCUUAGAAAUUCACUUUUGAGAGCACCUCAUCCCUCGGGCCCUGGCGAGAUCCCUCAGCAUGGCCUAAGGCGGGAAACGGAGAUGCUGCCGGCGGAAAUGUACAGACCCCACUCGCAGGGCUUUCCUUCAGCCGGACUGUGAGCUGCGCCCGCCCGGGAUCCCCGCUCCUAAAGGGGGCCCCACAGCCCCUCCCGAGGGAUGGGGAUGGCUACGGAGAUUAGCGUGCCAGCGAAGCUCAUCAAUGGUGGCGUGGCCGGGCUGGUGGGGGUGACCUGCGUGUUUCCCAUUGACUUGGCCAAGACGCGGCUGCAGAACCAGCUUGGAAAGGUGGCUUACACAGGAAUGAUAGACUGCCUGGUGAAGACGGUCCGCACAGACGGCUUUUUUGGCAUGUACAGAGGGGCAGCAGUGAACCUAACCUUAGUCACUCCAGAGAAAGCUAUCAAGCUGGCAGCCAAUGACUUCUUCCGAGAGAAGCUCUUAGAAGAUGGGUCGAAACACAAUCUGAUAAGGGAGAUGCUGGCUGGCUGCGGAGCUGGAGUGUGCCAGGCGGUGGUUACCUCUCCCAUGGAAAUGCUAAAGAUACAGCUGCAGGAUGCGGGACGGCUAGUUGGUCAGCAGCACAGGACUUGCGCGUCUGCAGCUUCCCCCGUCAGGCCCUACACCACGGACUCCACCCCUAAGCGGCCUUCCGCCACCAUCAUUGCCUGGGAGCUGCUUCGUACUCGAGGCGUGAGUGGCCUUUAUAGGGGUCUUGGUGCUACUCUACUAAGGGAUAUUCCUUUCUCAAUCAUCUAUUUUCCUUUUUUUGCCAACCUCAACCAACUGGGUAUCAAUGAAGCUACUGGGAAGGCCCAUUUUUUCCACUCAUUUGCAUCUGGUUGCUUAGCUGGCUCAACGGCCGCCAUUGCAGUGACACCCUUGGAUGUUUUGAAAACUCGAAUUCAGACUCUCAAGAAAGGUGUGGGGGAUGAAGCCUAUAAUGGGAUCAUAGACUGUGCCAGGAAAGUCUGGACUCGUGAGGGACCUGCUGCCUUUAUGAAAGGGGCUGGCUGCCGGGCCCUAGUCAUAGCACCUCUUUUUGGUAUUGCCCAAGGUGUCUAUUACCUUGGUAUUGGGGAAAGCAUCUUAACAUUUUUCUUUAGAUCUAGCUAAUAAAGGACUCUAGCAGAUAUAACAGUACUCUUUUAAUAGUUGCUAAACACUGAGAAAUGAACCUGGUGUCACAUUCCUAAUUAUAAUAGGAAUUAAUUUCAGACAUUGGGGGAGGGAGGGGGGAGAAAAAUCAGAAAUGUAAGCGAUAAUUAUGAGAACCUAAGUAACUAACUAUAGCAACUCCAAAUCGUGACCAGUUCAAGGAUCAGGGUGACUAGAGCUGAUGAGCAUUCUCUGGGAAGUCGCUUCAGCUAUAUGCAUGAAAAUCAAUCAUUCUUAAAGGAGUCACUGAGAUCAAGCCUCAGCAUUGUUGAUAGUUAAUGUUAGAGAUAAAAAAAGUUUGCUAUGAAAAGUUUAAGAGAAAACUAAACAAAGAUAGAGUGAAGACUGGCUGGUUUUUUUUUAAGGCAACAAUACUUGUAUCUUAUCUGAACAAAAUAAACAUUAAAACAAGCAAUGGACAAAG
Sarcophilus harrisii (Tasmanian devil) is the source of this 2006-nucleotide messenger RNA. It is a transcript of the gene SLC25A18, whose product is annotated as solute carrier family 25 member 18. NCBI's taxonomy places the organism in Eukaryota, Metazoa, Chordata, Mammalia, Dasyuromorphia, Dasyuridae. The record is from RefSeq and is a predicted model, not a curated record. Bases 584 to 1540 code for a protein of 318 amino acids. Gene Ontology annotation, molecular function: L-aspartate transmembrane transporter activity; L-glutamate transmembrane transporter activity. Gene Ontology annotation, biological process: L-glutamate transmembrane transport; aspartate transmembrane transport; malate-aspartate shuttle. The transcript has 13 exons.